Molecule: messenger RNA, 945 nt
Organism: Sarcophilus harrisii (Tasmanian devil)
Lineage: Eukaryota; Metazoa; Chordata; Mammalia; Dasyuromorphia; Dasyuridae
Product: olfactory receptor 6C2-like
Exons: 1
Coding region: 7-945 (312 amino acids)
Biological process (GO): G protein-coupled receptor signaling pathway
Cellular component (GO): membrane
Molecular function (GO): olfactory receptor activity; G protein-coupled receptor activity
Source: RefSeq, a predicted model, not a curated record
UCAGAAAUGGGAAACCACACAGGCAUAACAUUAUUCAUUCUUCGGGGACUGACAGAUAAUCCACAGAUGCGGGUUCUGCUUUUAAUUUUUCUGUUUUUGACCUAUAUUCUGAGUGUAACUGGAAACUUGACCAUCAUCACCCUCACUCUGGUGAAUCCCCACCUUAAAACCCCCAUGUACUUUUUCCUCAGAAACUUUUCCUUUUUAAAAUUGUCAUUCACAACUGUCUGUAUUCCCAGAUUCCUGUACAACAUGUUAACUGGGGAUGAUACUAUGACCUAUAAUGCAUGUUUUACUCAAUUAUUUUUUGUAAUCCUUUCUGGCAUCUCAGAAUUUUUUCUCUUGGCAGCAAUGUCUUAUGACCGCUAUGUGGCUAUCUGCAAACCUCUGCACUAUGAAGCCAUCAUAAACAACAGAGUUUGUAACCAACUCCUCUUGGGCUGUUGGGUAUCUGGGUUGAUGAUCCUGCUUCCACCAUUUGGUGUAGGUCUUCAGCUAGAAUUCUGUGACUCCAACAUCAUUGACCAUUUUCUCUGUGAUGUCACACCAUUGCUGGAGAUCGCAUGUUCUGAUAUACAACUCCUAGAAAGCAUGAUUUUAGCCCUUGCUGUGUUCAUCCUCAUUAUCUCUUUAGUAUUAGUGGUUCUAUCUUAUGCAUAUAUUGUCAGGACUAUUCUGAGAUUCCCCUCAGCUGAGCAAAGAAAAAAAGCCUUUUCUACUUGUUCUUCUCACAUGAUUGUUGUCUCCAUGACCUAUGGAAGCUGCAUUUUCAUCUACAUCAAACCUUCUGUAAAAGAAGGGGUGGCUUUGAAUAAGAUAGUGUCAUUACUUGCAACCUCAGUGGCACCGGUAAUGAACCCAUUUAUUUAUACCCUGAGGAAUAAACAAGUAAUUCAAGCAUUUAGAGAUACAUUGAAAAAGAUUGCAUUGAUUUCCAAGCUGUGA